AUGGCUUCGGUGGUAUACUUGCACCGUGUUUUGGAUGUUAUGUCAGAAACCAGUGAAUUACGAAGUACAACGAUCGGAAUAGCGCGACAAGCGGGAUAUGCAGCUGGUGGCGCAGUGCUUGGCGGAUUGAUCGCAGGCCCGACCGGUGGAUUGCUGGGCACUAUCGUCGGUGGCGCUGUGGGCUACAUCAGAACUGAUCCAUACUGCAAUCUUUGGCUGGCAGUGCAGUCGCUCUCGCAAAGUGAGAAAUCGUCACUUGGUCAUAAAAUCCAGCAACUUGUUGGCGCAGUAACCGUCGAGGAAUUUAUGCACUGGAUUCAGUCCGAAGGUCAUCGGCAGCUCAUUCUGACACUGCUGCAGGAAGCUGUGAAACGAACAUGA
Molecule: messenger RNA, 381 nt
Organism: Gongylonema pulchrum
Lineage: Eukaryota; Metazoa; Nematoda; Chromadorea; Rhabditida; Gongylonematidae
Source: the annotation of a GenBank genome assembly